AUGACCGUCACGCUCGUCGACGAGGAAUCCCCAUUGCUCCGUCCCCAGCACAAGCCAAAACGAACCCCUCUUCCCUGGUUCCAAUUUUGCAUUGUCCUCGUCCUCCAGCUUGCGGAGCCUCUCACCUCCCAAGUUAUCUUUCCUUUUGCCCCCCAACUCAUUCGAGACAUUGGAAUCACCCAUGGUGACGAGACCAAAGUCGGAUAUUAUGUGGGGGUCAUGCAAUCCCUUUUCUUUCUGACCCAAUCAAUGACCGUACUGCAAUGGAGUCGUAUCUCCGACCGUGUUGGACGCAAGCCUGUCAUCCUGACUGGGCUCUUUGGCCUCUGCAUUUCGAUGUACUGCUUCGGUCUCUCUAAGACCUUCUGGGGUCUUGUUUUGAGCCGCUCUCUCAACGGCGCACUUAACGGCAACAUUGGUGUUAUAAAAAGUAUGAUGGCAGAAAUGACUGAUGCGACAAACAUAUCCCAAGCAUACGCUUACCUUCCGAUUUCUUGGUGCACGGGUGCUACACUGGGACCCAUCAUUGGCGGAGCCCUCGCUCGCCCGGCAGAGCAAUUCCCCAGCCUCUUCGGCAACUCUGAUUUUUUAAAAGAGUAUCCGUACUUUCUCCCUUGCGCCGUUCCCGCAUGCUUCUCUGCAGUCGCAUGGCUUAUCACAUACAAGUAUCUCAAAGAAACUGUCGAACACCCGCAGCCCGUCUCCAGUCUAUUCUUCAAGUCAUCAAAUAAUCGGGAUGCCAACAAGACAACGCCUGAGCUUAGCGACGAUGAGAAACCUCUUCCUAUGCGUUCCCUCCUCAUUCCACGAGUUCUCGUCGCCGGUGCCAAUUACGCGUGUCUCUCUUUGGUCGAGAUCGCAUUUAAAGCUAUUCAACCUGUCUUUAUGUCGAUGCCAGUGGAACUCGGAGGCCUCGGACUGUCUCCUGCAAUCAUUGGGAAUGUCCUCUCCGUGUACGGCAUUUUUAACGGUCUAUUCCAGAUCUUUUUUUUCGCCCGAAUCAACGACACCCUGGGCUCCAAGACUACUUUUCUCAUCGGGAUGGCGUCUUCGAUUCCUGUUUUUGUGUCAUUCCCUGUCAUCAGCACCUUGGUGAAAGCAUAUGGGUUAUGUACGCUGGUAUGGGUCGUUCUUGCCGUUCAGAUAGUAUCAUCGAUCGUCAUUAGCUUGUCGUAUGGCGCUGUCUUCAUUUAUAUUGCUGCCGCCUCGCCGAAUCGAGCGUCAUUAGGUGCAACAAAUGGGCUUUGUCAAAUGGCAGUCAGCAUCUGCAGGGCCAUCGGGCCCGCAGCUGCUAAUUCACUCUUUUCCCUUUCUUUGAAGCAGAGCUUUUUAGGAGGUUACAUGGUUUAUUACGUCCUGCUUGCGACGGUAUGUGCGUCACUGGUGGUUGCUUCAUUCUUGCCACACCGGUUGUAG
Molecule: messenger RNA, 1416 nt
Organism: Desarmillaria tabescens
Lineage: Eukaryota; Fungi; Basidiomycota; Agaricomycetes; Agaricales; Physalacriaceae
Product: major facilitator superfamily domain-containing protein
Exons: 8
Coding region: 1-1416 (471 amino acids)
Biological process (GO): transmembrane transport
Molecular function (GO): transmembrane transporter activity
Source: RefSeq, a predicted model, not a curated record